Messenger RNA from Xiphophorus couchianus (Monterrey platyfish), 2171 nucleotides. It is a transcript of the gene bhlha15, whose product is annotated as basic helix-loop-helix family, member a15. NCBI's taxonomy places the organism in Eukaryota, Metazoa, Chordata, Actinopteri, Cyprinodontiformes, Poeciliidae. The coding region runs from base 1079 to 1726 and encodes 215 amino acids. Gene Ontology annotation, biological process: positive regulation of transcription by RNA polymerase II; sensory organ development; axon development. The record is from RefSeq and is a predicted model, not a curated record. Gene Ontology annotation, molecular function: E-box binding; protein dimerization activity; DNA-binding transcription factor activity, RNA polymerase II-specific. Gene Ontology annotation, cellular component: nucleus. The transcript is spliced from 6 exons.
AGUUGAACUACAGCAGGGGUGGAGCUGCCCUGGUGAUUUCAGUGGACAAGUUGUUUUCAAACAGGAAAUGCAGCCUGGACGAAAUUAAAAGAAGACGGAAGACUGCCGAUAUUUAUUCAGGCCUGGGACUGAGAGACCCAAUAAUGGACCCGAAUGAAGAGGAGUGUGAGGACCAUGAAGUGGGUUCCUGCAUCUGUGUCCUUGAUUGGACGGAGUGUUCAGCCCCUAACUCACAGAGAAACACUACGCACACAUCAGAUUGGCUAGCUUCAUCACGAUUUUGUUUCCUACAACUCUUCUGUCCCCCAUCGGAGCUCAAUGGACAGCUAAGGUUUUUAGAUCCUGUCAUCAAAGGUUUACCAAGCCAGGCCAACCAGGAAGGUACCACUUUCCAUAUGGCGGACAUUUUUUAUUGGAUUAAAAACUUUUUGAAUGAAGCAACCCAGCAGCAUGCCAUCGUCAUGGAUUCCUUCAACAGGCUCAUCAUUCUUUCUGAUAAUUAUAUAACUACAAAUAAAUUAUGCCACGUUUACGGCUCUCGGAAUUUGAGGACAUUUAUUAGACAUAGAGGAAGUUCUGGAAGAAAUAGCAAGAUGUCUGCUGUAAAACACGACAACGCCCAAAGAUCUUUUUGUCUCAAGACGAGCGGCGAGGACGAAGACAGGGACAGCUUAAGGACGUGGAACCCUGAGAUCCAUCAGAAAACCCGUCAAAAUGACAAUCAUUCACAAAGACCAUGGAGGAGGAGUAAAAGUGAGAAAAUGAAAAUAAAGAAAAGUGUUUCUUUUGAAGAGGACGUCAUCGUCUACCUGUUUGAUCAGGAAACACCCACUCUCAAGCUGCCUUCAGAACCCUCCACAUCUCCGCCCUUCCAUUUUCCCAGCAUCCAGUCUGAUGUUAUGUCAGAGGACAAUGGGUUGCAGUGGGAAGAUGACUUCUCAGCGUUGGAGUGUGCUCCACCCUCUGGCAUCGUGUCCCUGCCGACCAAGAGCUGGACUUCUCAGACCAGGCCAGAGCUUUGCUCUCUGGCCCAAACUUGCCUGUUCCUCACCUAUGUCACCAAGUCAGACCUUGAACUAUGACACAAAGUGACUUUUAUAAGUUGGGAGACUUGGUUGGAGACUGUGAGGUGAGAGGAAGCAGCACGAUGAAGUCCAAAGAGAAGGCAGUGAGACCCUCCAGGAGGCCCUGGUCCGACCCGGAGCCGGAGAACGAACCGGACACAGAGCCGGGCUCCAGCGAGCAGGAGGGCUCGGAGGCCUCGGUCCGGAUCGGCGGCUCCUGGAGGGGCUCCCUGAGGAGCCGGGACGGCAGGCGCCGACAGGGAGGAGGAGGAGCAGGUGGGGGAGGUGGGCGGCGGCGCAGGAUGUACGGGUCCAGCACCAAGGAGCGCAGCAUCCGGAGGCUGGAGAGCAACGAGCGAGAACGCCAGCGCAUGCACAAACUCAACAACGCCUUCCAGGCGCUGCGCGAAGCCAUCCCACACGUGAAGAUGGACAAGAAGCUGUCCAAGAUUGAGACUCUGACUCUGGCCAAGAACUACAUCAAAGCCUUGACCACCAUCAUCGUGGACCUGUCGGGGGCCUGCCUGCCCGCUGAGGCAGGGCCCCCAGGGGCCAGGGCUGCCAGGCUGCUGCAGUGCUACCAGCAGCACCUGGAGGAGGAGGGGGAGGACGGCCUCACCCAGUACCUCACCCACAUGCAGAGCUUCGGCCAGGAAAGUUAACAGCCUGAGACUGUAAAAGGGUUUGGGACCAGGAGCCCCCUGCUGGAUGCGGCGCCCUACAACAACUGACUGCUGGCCCACAGAGCCUCGCAAAAGUUUUCAUACCUCUUGAACCUUUUCACAUUUUUUCAAGUCUCAACUCCAAGCUGUCAGGAAAUAAAUUAAAUAUAAAUAUUUAUUCACAUCCCUUUGUUCUGGUUCCCCAAAACAAAUCCCAGGUUUGUUCUGAAAUGGUCUAAUUAGCAAAGUCAGCCCACCUGUAUGAUGUUUGUUAUGAUCCUGUUUCUUUGACGAGAAAACAGAACCAUGGUGACCUUGGAACACAGCAGGUUAAAAAACUAAAUGGCAAACUUUCCACAUCUCGCAAAGCUCUGUGUGGCAUCCCACCAGGAGGAAACGGAAAAAAUCUGAACACAAAUCUACCAAGAAAAAGUGUUUUUUGAAA